UGUAUAGGAUCGAUAUCUUAGUGCAGUCUCCACCGUUCACCUUCUCGCCAUUCCCCUCCGUCUCUCUCCUCCCAUUCCUUUCAUAUCUCACACAGCGACGACGAUAGACCAUGGCUUCUCGACGGGGAAGUUCCAGUGUUACCCUGCCCACCGGCCAUACAUUAGCCUAUACUCGCACGAGCGAGGUGGAUGAUCUCCCCCAUGCAACCAAGAAUUUCAGAUUCGUUAUGAUAGGAAGAUGGCGGACCAUCUCAGGAGGUUCGAGACAAUGUUCACCAUGACACCUCAACGAAUGAGGAUGAUUGUGGAGGCAUUCAAGGAUUCUCUGGAACUCGGCCUGUCGAAGUCUGGUCAAGUUGUUCCCAUGAUUCCGACGUAUGUCUUCGGCUGGCCGUCAGGUGAGGAAACAGGAGAGUUCCUGGCAGUAGAUCUCGGCGGUACAAACCUUCGAGUUUGUCUCGUGAAAUUGAACGGCGGCGGCAAAUUCGAGAUCACGCAGGCAAAGUACCGGCUUACAGAGGAGCAGAAACAGGAAGAUGGCGAGAAACUCUUUGACUUUUGUGGCAAAUGCCUGAAGGCGUUCACGGACUCAAUAGUUGAGAGCGGCGAACUAUCUAAAGAUCGGAUACUUCCUCUUGGCUUCACGUUUUCAUAUCCUUGCUCGCAAGAAAAGAUCGACCAUGGUACUCUCAUUAGAUGGACAAAGGGCUUCGGUGCGCCGAAUACCGAAGGCCGGGAUGUUGUCGAGAUGUUCAGGAACAGUCUCUCACAACACGAUGUUCCAGCUGAAGUCGUAGCUCUCACCUGUGAUACAACAGGAACACUCAUCGCAUCGCACUAUGUAAAUCCAGAUACCAAGAUCGCAUGUAUCUUUGGGACUGGUUGCAAUGCCGCAUACAUGGAGCGAGUUCGUGAUAUACCCAAGAUUGCGCAUUUGGGUAUCGACCCGGAAGCGGAGAUGGCUAUCAAUUGCGAAUGGGGUGCCUUUGAUUCGUUUGAACAUGAACACCUGCCGAGAACAAAAUAUGACAUCACCAUUGACGAGACUUCAAAUAAACCCGGCGAACAGGCGUUCGAGAAACUCAUCUCUGGUCGUUAUCUCGGCGAGAUUCUUCGAUUAAUUAUUUGCGAACUCAUAGACGAAGGUGUCGUCUUCUUGGGCCAAAACACUUAUAAAAUCGAAAUCCCUUACAGCUUUGAUACCGCCUUCCUCUCGCUAAUGGAGAGCGACCCAACCGAUGAACUGCUGAUGGUCAUUGGAAUCUUCUCUCACUUCUUCGCUCUUGAGACAACACUCGCCGAACGUCAAUUCUUCCGUGCACUUGCGAGACUGGUAGGUCGACGGGCAGCAAGGCUAAGUGCGUGCGGUAUCGCCGCCAUCGUCAGCAAGAUGGGUUACCUUGAAGAAGGUUGCUCUGUCGGCGCGGACGGUUCACUGUACAAUAAAUACCCUGGUUUUGCUGAUAGAAUACACGAAGGCUUGCAGGACAUCUUCGGAGAGAAGGGGCGGAACAUUGUCACCCAUCACGCAGAGGACGGAAGUGGCAUUGGUAGCGCCAUUGUUGCAGCUAUGACCAAACUGCGCAAAGACCAGGGACUCUACAGCAACCUGUAGUGAGGCCUCUGCUCUAUUGACGCUAUUCCCCGGCUUGUCUGCAGGUCCAUAAGAUAUAAACCCAUAUAUGACUUCCUUUCUGCCGCCUCAUUGUAUCUUUUUUUCCCUUCAUAUUUGUACAUCCAGUCUUCGCAUUCUGUUUAAGGUCCGUGUGGUCUCGGGAGCGUUCCUCUUUCGUUGUAGCUCACUUCUUUCACUGCAUAUUGUUAACCAUUUUAACUACCAUAGAUGAGUUUCGUUUGUAACGUGCUCCUUACUUCUCAGAUAUCACAAGAUAAGACAAGAUUCACCUCAGUGGACCAACAAACGUAGUUAAGUACUUUUGAGCUGUCGUGAAAGUGAACAUUAGUUUGAAGACACCACACUGCGAUCCCCCUGAUUGGCUUUCCAAACCUCGACACCUCCCUCGCCUCCAAUAACAGCCACACCAUUGCCCCAAUCCAAACUCAAGACCUUGCCGCCACCUUUGGCUUCCCAAACCUUGAAGCUCGUCACCGCACCCUUGGUGCUUCUCAAAUCCCACAAUCUCACUACACCGUCGUAAGCACCAGUCAUGAACUGAUGUUCUGACCCGCUAGCCGGGACGGCGAUGCAGGAAGGCGUGCCGGAGUGCAUGAACGUCGCAGAGGAGGGUGUGGCCGCGGACUCUGGUGCACGAAUGUCAUAUUGGGAGACAGUGCGGUCGGUUGAGGCCGCCAGUACGCUUGUUCCCGAAGGAGUGAGCGCAAGGUCUAGGAAAGGUUUCGCAGAAGCGGUCUACGAAAGUAAAAAUUAGCCAAUCCGGCAAUCCAAUCAGAAACAAAAAUAAAACGUACAAUUGUGCUCAAACAUACACCGUUCUCAACAUCCCAUGUCCGAAUAGUCGAAUCAAAACCAGUACUAUACGCCUG
Somion occarium is the source of this 2505-nucleotide messenger RNA. Lineage: Eukaryota; Fungi; Basidiomycota; Agaricomycetes; Polyporales; Cerrenaceae. The record is from the annotation of a GenBank genome assembly.